AUGAGCUGGACGGAAGAAAAGGAUGUUUUACUCAUGAGAGAAAUGGCCGCUCGAGGGAUUUUUCAAUUCAAGUCUGGAAGCCGAGAAAGAGGCACUGUUUGGCAAGCUAUCGCCAAAAAUCUGAAUGGUCACAAAGAUCUCUUUCAUUCUGUCACUUUGAGAGGUGUUAGAGACAGAUUUACUCUGAUUUUAAGAAGGUAUGAGGCGAAAAAUGCCGAAGAACUAAAAAGUACCGGCGAAGGUAGCGAAGACGAACUAAGAGAAUACGAUUUACUACUGGAAGAGUUAACUCACUUAAGUGAAGAGUCCGACAAGAAAGCUAAUGCAGAAGCCGAAAGUGCCAAAGAAAAAAUCAGUGCAGAAAAGGAAUUGGCUCUUGAUAUAAGGAAAAGAGCAAUGGAAACAAUGGGCCAAACUUCAAAAAGAACAAAAUCUGAUGAGCUCCAGGACGACGAGGAAAGAAAGAAACGAAGAACUGGAGGGGACACCUUGGCGUGGCUGGAAAAAAAAGCGGACCGAGAUUUUAAGUACAAAGAGCUCCAGCUUGAAGAGCAAAGAAAAGAAAGAGAGUUCCAGCAAAGAGAAAGGAAAGAGCAGAUGGAGCUUAUACAGAAGCAACUUCAAAUGCAAGGAGAAAGCCAAAAGCAACAGCAACAACAACAAAUGAUGCUCAUGCAGCAGAUGAUGAGUAUUAUGCAACAGCAGCAACAACAGCCUCAGCUUUUCACUUCAAAACAGGAUAAAGACUAA
Messenger RNA from Pocillopora verrucosa, 750 nucleotides. Lineage: Eukaryota; Metazoa; Cnidaria; Anthozoa; Scleractinia; Pocilloporidae. The record is from RefSeq and is a predicted model, not a curated record.